Messenger RNA from Sclerotinia borealis F-4128, 576 nucleotides. NCBI's taxonomy places the organism in Eukaryota, Fungi, Ascomycota, Leotiomycetes, Helotiales, Sclerotiniaceae. The record is from the annotation of a GenBank genome assembly.
AUGGCUAUAUUGAGGAGAAACCCCAAUCCCUCCAAUAAAGGCAAAUCGCAGUUCUUUAAAUGGAAUACUAAAUCAAAAGACUGGCACAUGACUAACUGUGAUGGCACCGUAUCGUUAUCUUCGGUGAUGUCGAGUCAAAAGGGGCCAGAGGAUUCUUAUGGAGCCACAUUCAAGACGGUGGAGUAUGGAAAGUCGGAGCAUAAGUGGAAGGAUGGGAUGCGGGAGUUAGAGGUACAGACUUUCAGAUGGACAGAGACGUUGAGAGUGAGAGAAGAGGAGCGAAAAGCGAAGGAGAAGAAAGAGAGGCAAGAGAGGGAUAAAUUGGAAAAGGCUGUGGCGGCAAAGGAAAAGAAAGAGGGGCAAGAGAGGAAAGAAUCGGAAAAGGCUGUGGCGAAAAAGGAAAGGGUUAGGCAACUGGAAAAAGCUACGAGGCAACUCAAUCUGGAGGCGGCUGCUGAUGCAAAUGAGGGAGGGAAAGGGAAAGGUAAGAAGUCUAGCCAUAAUAGUGGAAGGGGGGAAGGCUCUAAGCAGCGGGCAGAUAGUCCUGGGCGAGGAGGUCAGCGCCCUGGACGAUAG